AUGAGUACGCCUGCUAAUUACACUCGUGUUCCACUCUGUGAACCAGAAGAUAUCCCAAUUGAAGUCAAAAGAGAAAAUGAAAUUGGUAAAUUAACAAGCAAAAAAUAUCUUCAUAAAGUGAAAACACUCCAUGGUGUCCCACUAAAUAAACCAACCAUCGAUACACCCCCAUAUUAUAUUUCAUUAUUGACAUAUUUAAAUUAUCUAAUCCUAAUUAUCCUUGGUCACAUUCACGAUUUCUUAGGUGUCACUUUCCAGAAAAAUAAACAUUUAGAUAUCUUAGAACAUGAUGGGUUAGCUCCAUGGUAUUCCAAUUUUGAAAGUUUUUACAUAAGAAGAUUGAAAAUGAGAAUCGAUGAUUGUUUCUCAAGACCAACCACAGGUGUCCCCGGUAGAUUUAUUCGUUGUAUUGAUAGAAUAUCUCAUAAUUUGAAUGAAUAUUUCACCUAUCCAGGUACCACUUCCAUGUGUUUGAAUUUAUCUUCUUAUAAUUAUCUUGGAUUCGCUCAAAGUGAAGGUCAAUGUACUGACGCUGCUUUGGAAAGUAUCGAUCAAUAUGGGAUCCCAUCUGGGGGUCCAAGAACUCAAAUCGGUACUACGGAUUUACAAGUAAGAGCUGAAAAAUUAAUGGCAAAAUACAUUGGUAAAGAAGAUUCAAUGAUUUUCUCAAUGGGGUACAGUACUAAUGCUAAUUUCUUUAAUGCAUUUAUGGAUUCUAAAUGUCUUGUCAUUUCAGAUGAAUUGAAUCAUACUUCCAUUAGAACCGGUGUCAGAUUAUCUGGUGCUGCUGUGAGAACUUUCAAACAUGGUGAUAUGGAAGGUUUGGAGAAAUUAAUUAGAGAACAAAUUGUACUUGGUCAACCAAAGACUAAUCGUCCAUGGAAGAAGAUUAUCAUUUGUGUGGAAGGUUUGUAUUCCAUGGAAGGUACUUUAUGUAAUUUACCCAAAUUGGUUGAAUUGAAGAAGAAAUAUAAAUGUUAUUUAUACGUUGAUGAAGCUCAUUCAAUUGGUGCUAUGGGUCCAACAGGUCGCGGUGUUUGUGAACUUUUCGAUAUCGAUCCAAAUGAAAUUGAUAUCCUAAUGGGUACUUUCACCAAGUCAUUCGGUGCAGCUGGUGGUUAUAUUGCUUGUGAUAAAUGGAUUAUUGAUAGAUUAAGAUUGGAUAUAAAUACUGCAAGUUAUGGUGAACCAUCUCCAGCUCCAGUGUUAGCUCAAAUCAUUUCUUCUUUGGAAACUAUUAUCGGUAAACGUAAUCCAGGUGAAGGUGAAGAAAGAUUACAACGUAUUGCUUUCAAUUCUCGUUAUUUACGUUUGGGAUUACAAAGAUUAGGAUUCAUUGUUUAUGGUACUGCUGAUUCCCCUGUUAUUCCAAUGUUAUUAUACUGUCCAUCGAAGAUGCCUGCUUUCUCAAGAAUGAUGUUGCAAAGGAAAAUUGCCGUAGUUAUUGUUGCUUAUCCUGCUACUCCAUUGAUUGAAUCUAGAGUUAGAUUCUGUAUGUCAGCUUCUUUAACCAAAGAAGAUAUAGACUAUUUACUACGUCAUGUUAAUGAAGUUGGAGAAAAAUUGAAUUUGAAAUUAAGUUCUGGCAAGCAAAGUCCCGAUGGUAAAUGUCAAAGAUGGGAUAUUGAAGAUGUUAUCGAGAAAACUCCUGAAGAUUGUAAAGAUGAUAAAUACUUUAUUUUAUAG
Molecule: messenger RNA, 1686 nt
Organism: Naumovozyma dairenensis CBS 421
Lineage: Eukaryota; Fungi; Ascomycota; Saccharomycetes; Saccharomycetales; Saccharomycetaceae
Gene: LCB2
Product: serine C-palmitoyltransferase LCB2
Exons: 1
Coding region: 1-1686 (561 amino acids)
Biological process (GO): ceramide biosynthetic process; sphingosine biosynthetic process
Cellular component (GO): serine palmitoyltransferase complex
Molecular function (GO): serine C-palmitoyltransferase activity; pyridoxal phosphate binding
Source: RefSeq, a predicted model, not a curated record